AUGCCGCAGGCCUGGGUUGAGGCGCGCAAGGCGUCGGACUUUUCGAAGUUUGCGCCGUUUCUGCAGCAGUGGGUGGACGUGCGGCGCGAGGCGGCAGCCCUGAUUGACCCCUCCAAGGACCCCUAUGAUGUCCUGCUGGAUGAUUAUGAGAAGGGCAUGACGGCGGCGCGGCUGGAUGAGAUUUUUGAGGAGGUGCGUGGCGGCCUGGUGCCCCUCAUCGCGGACCUGAAGAGCAACGGCCAGGCGCCUGAUGACAAUUGGCUCGCGGGUGACUACGACACCAAGGAUCAGGCCGCCCUCUGCCAAGAGAUCGCACUUGACAUGGGCUUUGACCUGGACAACGGCCGGCUCGACGUGUCGGUGCACCCCUUCACCGGCGGCGCCCACCCUACCGACGUGCGCAUGACCACGCGCUUCAAGACGCAUGACCUCACAGAGGGCCUCACGGGCGCCGUGCACGAGACCGGCCAUGCGCUGUACGAGCAGGGCCGCAACCUGUCCUCCGAGUGGCGGGACCUGCCGGUCAACUCGGCCCUGAGCAUGGGCAUCCAUGAGAGCCAGAGCCUCUUCUGGGAGCGCAUGGUGGCCCUGGGGCUGCCCUUCUGCAAGUACAUGACCGCCGGCAAGAUCCGCAAGCACUUCCCGGCGUUCCCGGAGCGCCCCGCGUCGGACCUGUACGCGGCCAUCAACGUUAUCAAGGACCCCUCGUUCAUCCGCGUAGAGGCUGACGAGGUGACGUACGGCAUGCACAUCGUGCUGCGGUACGAGAUGGAGCGCGCCCUCAUCAGCGGGGAGCUCAAGGUCGAGGACGUGCCGCGGGUGUGGAACGAGAAGAUGCAGCAGUACCUGGGGGUCACCCCGGAGAACGACGCCCAGGGCUGCCUGCAGGACGUCCACUGGAGCGCCGGACUGUUUGGCUACUUCCCUACCUACCUUCUGGGAGCCAUGUACGCGACUCAGAUCUACCGCCACGCGGCCGGCCAGAUCCCAGAUCUGGAGGCCAAGAUCGAGGCGGGGGAGUUCAAGCCGCUGCGGGAGUGGCUGAACAAGAACAUCCACGAGCGGGGCUCCCUGGACGCGAGCGGGGACGACCUCAUGACUGCAGUCACGGGGGCGCCCCUCACGCCCUCCGUCUUCCUGGGACACCUCAAGUCCAAGUACUCCGGCCUGUACAAGCUGUGA
Monoraphidium neglectum is the source of this 1182-nucleotide messenger RNA. Its product is annotated as carboxypeptidase Taq. Gene Ontology annotation, molecular function: metallocarboxypeptidase activity. NCBI's taxonomy places the organism in Eukaryota, Viridiplantae, Chlorophyta, Chlorophyceae, Sphaeropleales, Selenastraceae. Gene Ontology annotation, biological process: proteolysis. The transcript is spliced from 13 exons. Bases 1 to 1182 code for a protein of 393 amino acids. The record is from RefSeq and is a predicted model, not a curated record.